Molecule: messenger RNA, 924 nt
Organism: Microtus ochrogaster (prairie vole)
Lineage: Eukaryota; Metazoa; Chordata; Mammalia; Rodentia; Cricetidae
Product: olfactory receptor 10V1-like
Exons: 3
Coding region: 1-924 (307 amino acids)
Biological process (GO): G protein-coupled receptor signaling pathway
Cellular component (GO): membrane
Molecular function (GO): G protein-coupled receptor activity; olfactory receptor activity
Source: RefSeq, a predicted model, not a curated record
AUGGAAAACUACACCAGGGUCAAAGAACUUAUUUUCCUUGGCCUGACCCAGAGUCCUGAAGUCAGCGUGCUGUUGUUCCUUUUCCUUCUCAUGGUGUAUGUGACAACUCUGCUGGGGAACCUUCUCAUCAUGGUCACCGUGACCUGUGAGCCGCGCCUUCACACCCCCAUGUACUUCUUGCUUAGGAAUUUGUCUGUUGCCGACGUCUGCUUUUCCUCCAUCACUGCACCGAAGGUCUUGGUGGACCUUCUCUCAGACAGGAAGAGCAUCUCCUUCAAUGGCUGCCUCACUCAGAUGUUCUUCUUCCACCUUAUUGGAGGAGUGGAUGUGAUUUCUCUGUCAGUGAUGGCUCUAGAUCGAUAUGUGGCCAUCUCUAAGCCCCUCCAUUAUGUGACCAUCAUGAAUGAUUUCCCACCAUGCUGUCAAUUAACAACAGGNNNNCUGGUCCUGGGAUCCCUUCUGUCACUGACACUAACUAUUUUAAUCUUCAAUCUCCCAUUCUGCCACAACAACGAGAUCUAUCACUUCUACUGUGACAUGCCUGCAGUCAUGCGCCUGGCUUGUGCAGACACACAUGUUCACAGGACCGCCCUGUAUAUCAUCAGCUUCAUCGUCCUGAGCAUCCCCCUGUCUCUGAUCUCCAUCUCCUAUGUCUUCAUCAUCACAACCAUUUUACAGAUCCGGUCUGCUGAAGGGCGACAUCGAGCCUUCUCUACCUGCUCUUCCCACAUCAUAGUGGUCCUCCUGCAGUAUGGCUGCACCAGUUUUAUAUAUUUGUCUCCCAGUUCCAGCUACUCUCCUGAGAUGGGCCGAAUGGUGUCUGUGGUCUACACUUUUAUCACACCCAUUUUAAACCCUUUGGUCUACAGUAUGAGGAACAAGGAACUGAAAGAUGCUCUAAAGAAGGCCUUGAGAAAGUUCUAG